Daphnia pulicaria is the source of this 3690-nucleotide messenger RNA. RefSeq names its product ubiquitin-protein ligase E3B-like. Gene Ontology annotation, biological process: ubiquitin-dependent protein catabolic process; protein polyubiquitination. Lineage: Eukaryota; Metazoa; Arthropoda; Branchiopoda; Diplostraca; Daphniidae. The transcript has 19 exons. The coding region runs from base 138 to 3365 and encodes 1075 amino acids. The record is from RefSeq and is a predicted model, not a curated record. Gene Ontology annotation, molecular function: protein binding; ubiquitin protein ligase activity.
CGAUGAACCAAUUCUUGCAGUCGACUCGAAAGUGGAAUACCCCAUACAAUAUUUACGUGUUUGUUUUGAUUUCUCAUUUGACAAUUUACCCAGGAAUUCUUUGUAGAGUAUUCGAUUAGUUUAGUAAUUCAGUCGAAAUGUUCACUGGUGUCGCACCGUCUAAAGAUGCCUUCUUGAAUCAAGCAAGAACUGCCAGAGAAAUAAGACAGAAUGCAAAAUCACAGAACGAAUCAGCCAUCAAGAUUCAGCGAAUGGUUCGUGGGUGGCUUUGUCGUAUUAAAUUAUGGAGAGAAGUCAGAUUGCAAUUUGAUGCUGCGUUUUCGGAGACAAGCAAACUUUUGUCCAUAGAUGCAUUUAAAAUAAGUAGAAAAGUAAUUAAAACUUUUGACCCCACAAAAGACAAGGAAAGAUUGGAAAUAUAUUGCAGAUAUCUAAUUGCGAGCCUGGAGCAAGAAUCACCCAAGUUGAGCUGUGUAGGAGUGGCACUAAAUAAAGAGCAUGCAGUUUCAUGGAUUAACCAUUUGAAAAAAGUUUUGGAACUAUGCCUUUGCAUGAUGGAACAACUAAAACCUGAAUCUCCCCAUGAUUCCAAACAGUUAACAAUAUAUCUACACUUGUUGAUAAGUUUCACAUCCAUCACAGCUUGGAAAAUUUUAAAUAGUGGGAAACUACCGGAAACGUUAAAAAAUGGUAUGCAACAGUUAUGCAACAAUGUUAUGGGUCACCUUGUGUCUCUCAAUUAUUACCCUGUACUAAAGACCUUAUUGCUCCGUGGUUUAUGCGGCCAACGAAGAUAUCUUAAACACGCGGCCGUUUCUGCGAUUAUGACCUUGAGUUUGAGACCAUUAUUAGCUUCUGAAUUCUCAAGUCGACUCCUAACCUUGUACAUACUGAACAUAUUUAGCGUUCCUGGAUUUAUUCUUCACCUUCAAGCAAUUACUCCAGAGUCAGUAUCGCAAUUCAAGUCAAGUGCACUUUUAACGCGGAUUCUGGAAUUUCUGAACGCUGAACAAAACACUCGUAUCGUAUUCCACACCCUUGAGGCCACGUUUUCCAUUUGCCUACUAGGAAACAUUAUUCAAAUGACUCAAAUGGAAGAGGAGGAAUCUCUGAAGAAUCUAAUUUUUCCCAAUUUUGUUUGUUUAGUUUGUAGGCUCUUGGAACAUUGCCAAAGAUAUGUGCAAUCAAAGCAAUCUAACUUAACACAGUGGCAUCCUAUCUUGGGGUGGUUUUCUAGCAACGAAAAAUCCACUUCUAUGUUGGACGUUCAAGAGACCACUCCCUUGAUAAAGCAACAGCUUAGUUUUCUAUGGACAUCUCCGUUGGUUCAGCAACUCACAGCCUGCUUGCCCGUUGCAGAACGCCAAGAAUAUAAUAAUCCGGAUCCACGGAAAGAAACUCCUGAUGACAAGAAUUUGGUCACAGCUUUCAAGAAAGCACUUGGCAAUAGCAAAUCCAGCAAAGGCAAUCAAGUCGUCUACCCCACUCGUAAACUUGGGAGUCCUGAAGUCACACAGGUUGCCCUAGUCGCAUCAAUGUACCAAACAGCCUUAUCUACUCUGACUCAGAUGCGAAUGGAUAUUUUGACGGCACUCAGCUGUAGAGAAAACUUUCUGCCAAAUCUAUGGCAUUUUAUCAGUUCAUUAGGACCAAAUCAUGGGUUAAAAACCUAUCUGGAUUUACUGUCUGUCGAUUCCAAGCGUCUUUCACCCGAGUGUCAGAUGCUUCACCUUUUCUGCGAAGGAACUACCCAUUUUGUUACCGUUCUGGAUGACCUAGAGAUGUACGAAGAGCAAAAGCCCUUCACGCUGUUAGAGUUUUGCAAUGUUUCCUCAUUUCUCAAUCAUUUCAUGUUCAAAGCCAUCUGGAAUGGGUUGGCCGACGCUUCUUCUUUUCAUUCCUAUGGGUCGUCGGCAUCGAAUUACAACCUAUUUCACGCAGCUCAUACAUUGCUAAUGGUUGUCUACCGACGCGACUGCAGGCGUCCAUUCGCUCCCAAGGACCACUGGCUCGUCAAGGACGUGAAGAGCUCACUUCUCGUAGCCGAACUAGAGCGUGGGAGGCAAUCUGUUCAGCUGCUGCUUCAAAAGAUGCCUCACGUUAUUCCAUUGGAAGAUCGGGUUUUGUUAUUUCGCAAGUAUAUCUCUAAUGAGAAAAAUGCCCUGGGGCUGACUGAAACAGCUUCGGCAUCACCACAAUCUAUCCUGAUAACAGUCCACAGGUUGCGUAUGGUGGAGGACUCUUUCCGGCAGUUAGCAGAUCUGCCGAUGCAACUAUGGAAAGGCAUCAUUCGAGUCAAAUUUAUUAAUUUACAAGGUUUAGAUGAAGCGGGCAUCGAUCAAGAUGGAGUUUUCAAGGAAUUUCUCGAGGAAACGGUUCGAAAGUUAUUUGACCCUUCCCUCAAUUUGUUCCGUUCGACUAAGGACCAACGUCUUUAUCCAUCGCCCACUUCCUAUUUGACAGAUAACCACUUGCAUUUGUUUGAAUUUGCGGGGAAAUUACUCGGAAAAGCAGUUUAUGAGGGUUCGACAGUUGACGUUCCUUUGGCGUCGUUUUUCCUCAGUCAAGUCUUGGGGCAAACUCACAGCGUUUUAUAUUCGGCCCUUGACGAAUUGCCUUCUCUGGACCCGGAACUAUAUCGUAGUUUAACUUACAUCAAGCGCUAUGAAGGUGACGUUUCCGACUUGUCACUGACAUUUUCGGUAGAUGACGAUUUCAUGGGGAAAUUGAUAACGCAAGAAUUACGACCCGGGGGCAAGGCUAUUCCCGUUACAAACGAGAACAAAAUUUCCUACAUCCACCAAAUGGCCCAUUUCCGCAUGCAUACACAGAUCCGAGACCAGACAUCGGCUUUCUUGAGAGGAUUUCGUACUCUCGUCAACCCUGAAUGGCUCUCCCUAUUUUCUACUCCCGAGAUACAAAGACUCAUUGCCGACGACAAGGAGCCGAUUAACUUCAAAGACUUGCGCAAGCACACGCAAUAUUAUGGGGGUUUUCACGACAACCACCGUGUUAUCUCGUGGCUGUGGGACAUUCUUGACAAUGACCUCAACGAAGAGGAAAAGCGUCUCUUCUUAAAAUUCGUGACUAGUUGUUCCAAGCCCCCUCUUUUGGGAUUUGCUCAUCUACAACCACCUUUCUCGAUUCGCUGCGUGGAAGUCAACGAGGAUGAAGAUAAUGGAGACACGAUAGGAAGCGUUAUUCGAGGUUUCUUUACCAUUCGAAAGCGAGAUCCCAUUAACCGACUGCCAACGUCUUCUACUUGCUUCAAUUUGCUGAAACUGCCAAACUAUCAGCGCAGAAGUACGUUGAAGGAGAAACUCCGUUAUGCCAUAACUAGCAACACGGGAUUCGAACUGUCUUGAAUCACCUCUGCUCGUGUUAAAACAAAAAUUAAAAAAUCAGUCGUUUUUCAAAUAGGUAAGGCGAUCGCCUGACACCAAAAAAACAAACAGUAUAUUUUCCUUUCGCGACAACUGACAGCGUGGAAAAUAAUUAUUCUACCGUUUCUUCUCCUUCCGUUACUUCUUUUAAAUUAAGCAGUUCCAUGUGCCCUUGACCUUUUGUAUCGGACUUGACCAGAUCUUCAAUUUCUCGGAAAUUACCCGGAUCGAUCAAGCAUACCUAUUAUUUAAAAAAAAAAAAAAAAAAUCACAUCAUUGAGCGUAUUUAAAUUUUAACAAGUAGAGA